CACUCCGACACCAUAUCUUUCUACCGAUUUUUGAGCCUAAAACCACAUUUACCUAGGGUUUUGGCUCUCUCUCUCUCUCUCUCUCUCUCUCUCUCAGGUAGGGUUUCACAAUGAGCAGGUCGGGGCAGCCUCCGGAUCUCAAGAAAUACAUGGACAAGAAGCUUCAGAUCAAGCUGAAUGCUAACCGGAUGGUGGUAGGAACACUCCGUGGUUUUGAUCAAUUUAUGAAUCUUGUGGUUGACAAUACUGUGGAGGUCAAUGGCAACGAUAAAAACGAAAUAGGCAUGGUGGUUAUCAGAGGAAAUAGUGUGGUUACUGUGGAAGCACUUGAACCAGUAAGCAGAACUUAGCAAUUGCUGGUAGAAUGUAUUAAGGAAAGAAUGAUGUACUAAACCGUUUUCAGCGGUUGACAGAAAUUAUUUUUUUUUCUUUUGAGCCUAUUGUGGAACUGACUUAUAUCAUGAUUAGCCUUUUGUUAUGUACAAUUAGUAAUUUGGAUGGUAUAACCUUUGGAUCUUGCUUAUCCAAUCAAAGCCUAUGACUGGCUAGUGAGCAUGGAGGAUAUCUAUGGAUA
Messenger RNA from Diospyros lotus (date-plum), 574 nucleotides. Its product is annotated as probable small nuclear ribonucleoprotein G. Gene Ontology annotation, cellular component: U5 snRNP; U12-type spliceosomal complex; U2 snRNP. Lineage: Eukaryota; Viridiplantae; Streptophyta; Magnoliopsida; Ericales; Ebenaceae. Bases 111 to 350 code for a protein of 79 amino acids. The transcript is spliced from 4 exons. The record is from RefSeq and is a predicted model, not a curated record. Gene Ontology annotation, biological process: mRNA splicing, via spliceosome; spliceosomal snRNP assembly. Gene Ontology annotation, molecular function: RNA binding.